Messenger RNA from Macaca mulatta (Rhesus monkey), 1917 nucleotides. The record is from RefSeq and is a predicted model, not a curated record. NCBI's taxonomy places the organism in Eukaryota, Metazoa, Chordata, Mammalia, Primates, Cercopithecidae.
AUGCGUGAACCGUCCACGGCCUUAAAGAAACCUGGCUCACCAGGUCAGGGGCGCCAACCAGGUUGCGCACGCGCAGAGGCCGCAAGGGCAGCUGGACGUCGCCCAGCCAUACUUCCCAUUGCCUCCAGCUGUUGCACAGAGGUUUCACAUCACAUUUCCAGAAGGCUUCUGGAAAGAGUGAAUACGUGUCGCAUCCAGAGAGCUGAUGGGGAUUGUGACUUGGCUGCUGUCAUACUUCAUGUCAAGCGCAGAAGAAUCUGUGUUAGCCCGCACAACCAUACUGUUAAGCAGUGGAUGAAAGUGCAAGCAGCCAAGAAAAAUGGUAAAGGAAACGUUUGCCACAGGAAGAAACACCACAGCAAGAGGAACAGUAACAGGGCACAUCAGGGGAAACACGAAACAUAUGACCAUAAAACUCCUUAUUAGAGAGUCUACAAAUGAAUCUACAGAGACAAUUCCUCAAGUGGACUUGGCCAUGAUUGGUUGUAAGUUUAUCAUCUGAAUUCUCCUUAUUGUAGACAACAGAACAAAACAAAAUAUUGUUUUUUAAAAAAUGAACAAUUGUGUGGUAUGCAAAUGUAGCCAAUAAUAUACACAACUGGAAGAUGAAAUGAAAAGAUAAUGCUGGCUGGGUACGGUGGUUCACAGCUGUAAUCCCAGCACUUCGGGAUGCUGAGGCAGGAGGAUCACUUGAGUCCCGGAGUUUGAGACCAGCCUGGGCAACAUAGCAAGACCUCAUUUCUACAAACAAAAAAACAUAGGCAUGGUAGUACUUGCCUAUGAUCCCAGCCACAUGGGAGGCUGAGGUGGGAGGAUCACCUGAGUCUGGGAGAGUUUGAGGUUGCAGUGAGCAGCGUGGUGACAGAAUGAGACCCUGUCUCUAAAAAUAAUAAUAAUAAUAAUAGUGCUUAUCUUCAUAUAAUAUUUUAAGAGGAGCAUAUAGAUAUAACUUCUCACAACUUUUUAAUUAUAGUUUUCCAAACUUACAGAGAAGUUAAAAGAAUGGUACAAUGAACAUCUAUAUAUCUUUCACCUAGAUUAAUCAUUGUUAAUAUUGUGUCACAUUUGCUUUCUCUCUCCUCUCUUUGUAUGUGUUUCUAUAUAAAAUAUUAUAACUUUUAAAAUAUACCUUGUUUGCUAAACCAUUUGAAAAUAAGUUGCAAACAUCAUGGCACUUCACCCCUAGUUUCUUUUUGGUGUUAUAACUUGACAUACUCUAAAAUAAAGACAUUUUUCUACCUAAUCACAUUGUCAGUUUUAUACCUAAAAAAUUAACAAUUUCAUCUCAUAUAUUCCAUAUUCAAAUUUUCCCAACUAUUUAGAGAGCAUUUUAUGUAGUUUUUUUUCAAUCCAGUAAACAAUCAAGGUUGACAUACAUACUGCAAAUAAUUGUUAUUUUUCUUUAAUGUCUUUCAAUCUAAUAAAGUUCCUCUGCCUUUUUUUUCAAUUUUUAAUAUUAUUUUGUUGAGGGAGGGUCUUGCUGUGUCUUCCAGGCUGGAGUGCAGUGGCACAAUUUUGAUUUUGGCUCACUGAAGCCUCAACAUCUGGGGCUCAAGCAAUCCUCCCACCUCAGCCUCCCGAGUGUCUGGAACUAGGUGCAUACCCACCACACCUGGCUAAUUUUGUUUAUUUUUUGUAGAGACAGGGUCUCACUGUGUUGCCCAGGUUGGUCUCAACCUUCUGGGCUCAAGCGAUCCUCCCACCUUAGCCUCCCAAAGAACUGGGAUUAUAGGUGUGAGCCACAGUGCCUGGCCUAAUUAUUUUCUUAUAAUCAAAUUCAGGUUUAAUGUUUUUGGUAAGAAUUUCCUAUGUGAAUUUAUAUACUUAUUUUGUCAGUUAGAGUUCAUAAAUAUUAGAGGUUUUUUCUAAAUAGAAAAGUGUAAACUAAAUAUAACUUCAAAACAUCUAGUUUGAGUA